GUUCAUGAAUCAUGCCCCGCCUUUUUGUUCACAUCUCCCCAAGCUUUUCCUGUUUCAUCCGCUUCAUUCUUCCUCGUCUUCUUCUUCCUUCUCUCUCUCUUCUCAUCAAUGCCGACUGGAGUUCGCGCGAAAUCCUAAAAAGAUGCCGGGAUCCGCUCCGGCGAGCCAUCCGCCGGAAGAACCUCAGGUUAAUGUUUCAGCGAAGACUUCUGCUCGCCGACCGGAUUCGUAUCUCCAGCCGUGCAGACCGCUCCAGCCCCGAAGGCGGGUUAGGAAGCACAGCUUUCGCCGUUCCGAUAAGGGCCGGAGGACGGACGGAUUUACUGCAAAUGGAAGAAGAAGCGGUUACGGUACUCCUCUUUUGAGUUGGAAGUUUGAAGACGGGGAUUGUUCUCGUAAGCCCUUGAUCGAGGCCGGAGGUAGCGCGACCCGGAAGGUCGGUAGAUCCUGCGGAAGGAGAAAGGAGGCUGUUACGGCGAGGAAACUCGCCGCGGGGAUCUGGCAUUUGCAACUCAGGGAGGUGACGUUGAGCGGAGGGAGCGGAAAGGAGUCUGCUGGUGCCUCGCUAGGUUUUGAGCUUGCUUCUCCUGCGUUGCCUAAUCAUACAAUGGAGAGGGCCACAAAGUGGGAUGCCGGAUGCCCAAGAACAUGCGUGGAGGUUUUUGAAAUCUUCAACCAGCUGAAGCUUCUUGAAGGUCAACAGGUCUCCACUGCUUCCAUUAUUUCUUCACUCCAGCAAGAGCUUGAAGGGGCUCAAUCUCGAAUCUCUGAACUCGAAUCAGAGCGGCAAUUAGUAAAUAAUAAGCUGGAUCGUUUCUUGCGAAAACUUGCAGAAGAGAAGGCAUCAUGGCGAAGUAGAGAGCACGAGAAGAUUCGGGCUAUAAUAGAUUCCAUGAAGAGUGAUCUGAGCAGGGAGAGAAAAAACAGGCAUCGGAGUGAAAUUGUUAACUCCAAAUUGGUAAAUGAGCUUGCAGAGGCCAAGCUGUCUGUGAAGCGGCUCAUGCAGGACUAUGACAAGGAAAGGAAAGCAAGAGAGCUCACGGAGGAGGUUUGUGAGGAGCUAGCCAAGGAGAUUGGAGAAGACAAAGCUGAGGCUGAAGCUUUGAAGAGGGACUCCAUGAAGAUACGAGAGGAAGUGGAGGAGGAGAGAAAGAUGUUGCAAAUGGCUGAGGUCUGGCGUGAGGAGAGGGUUCAAAUGAAGCUAUUAGAUGCAAAACUAACCCUUGAGGAUAAAUAUUUGAAAUUGAGCAAGUUGCAAGGCGAACUAGAAGCAUUUUUGAGGACACGGCCGGACGAAUCACAUGCUAGACAAGCAGAGCUCCUCAAAGAGGCGAUAGAUUUUGUCAAAGUUGAAGAAAUGAAGGAGUUUACUUACCAACCUCCUCCUGCUUCUGAGGACAUUUUUGCUGUUUUUGAAGAGCUUCAGCCAAAAGAAAUAACUGAUGAGAGGGACAUUGAGCUUUGUUAUGCAUAUAGCCCUGCAAGUCGGGACUGUAACAUACACUCUGUAAGUCCUGCCACUGAUAUCUUUUUAGAGAAACCCACCAGAAGAUACUCUAACGGAGAUACAGAUGAAGAUAGUGAUUGGGAAACUCUUAGUCCUGAUGAAGAGCGGGAAUUGACCAAUUCUGCUUCAGGCAGUGAGCCCUCAGUGAAUGCAAGGUGUGAAGGAAGCCAUGGAUCUCUGAGUGGAACGAACAGUGAAAGAAACAGAGAGAAUUGUGAAGUACAUGGUGAAAUCAGUGAGGCUUAUCCUCAAGCCACUAAACAACCAAAGAAGGGAUCCUCCAUAACUAGGCUGUGGAGGUCUUCAUGUCCCACUAAUGGCGAAAUCCUCAAGAAAAACUCGGCCGAAUUGAUGAAUGGAAGGCUUUCUGACGGAAGAAUUUCAAAUGUGGCUCUAUCUUCUGACUGCAGAGUUGGUGAAGUUGGGCUCAGCCCGCCGAGGUUAGAUCAAUGGAGCUCGCCAGAAUCUUCGAGUCCUCAUGUAGCCCCCCGCUCGAUGAAGGGAUGCAUGGACUGGCCACGAGUUCCACAGAAGCACAGCUUGAAAGAAAAGCUCUUGGAAGCAAGGAUGGAGAACCACAAGACUCAGCUACGCCAUGUUCUCAGACAGAAAAUCUAGCACCAUUCUGGUCUGAAUUGAGAGAGGUAUUUAUACAUGUAAGCAUUGUCUUGCUGUGUACUUUGUAUAAUUCUUUAUUUUUCGCUUUUUGCUACAUUGAGCUUCUUAUUUUCCAAUGGCCUACCUUAAUGCUUAAUUAAAAAAAAAAA
Phalaenopsis equestris is the source of this 2274-nucleotide messenger RNA. RefSeq lists its product as uncharacterized. Lineage: Eukaryota; Viridiplantae; Streptophyta; Magnoliopsida; Asparagales; Orchidaceae. The transcript is spliced from 2 exons. The coding region runs from base 5 to 2125 and encodes 706 amino acids. The record is from RefSeq and is a predicted model, not a curated record.